AUAUCGUAACGCAACUAUAUAAGCACAACGAGCAAAAAAUCGAGCAUCUUGCUUUUUUUGUAAAAGCUGCCAGUCAUUUUCCAUUUCAUCUUCAAUUCAAAGUAGAUAUGUCAGUACGUGUUAUUAACGACGAAUCGCAUUUCCAAACGGAACUAUCGCAUGCUGGCGUCCGUCUGGUCGUUGUGGACUUUACGGCAACAUGGUGCGGCCCAUGCCGAAGGAUUGCGCCCCUUUUCGACACGUUUCCAAGUAAAUAUCCCGACGCCAUAUUUCUGAAGGUGGACGUGGACAAAUGCCAGGAUACAGCUGCCGGCCAGGGUGUCUCAGCGAUGCCCACAUUCAUAUUCUAUCGCAAUCGAGCCAAAAUCGAUCGCAUUCAGGGCGCCGACAUUAAUGGUUUGGAGGCAAAAAUUCAGGAACAUAUUGGCUCGGGCGGCGCUGAGGCUGGAGAGGAUUAUGGCCAAGGUUUGAUGGAGCUGAACUCGUUCAUCUCGAAGCAGGAGUGCGAGUGCCUAAAUGAAGCCGAUGAUCACAAUUUGAAGCAUGCUCUAGCCACCGCUGGCGGCUUUUUGCAGUCCGACUGCGAUGAGCAGCUCAUCUUGUCCAUAACAUUCAAUCAGGCGGUGAAGAUACAUUCGCUAAAGUUCAAAGCGCCGCCCCAAUUGGGACCAAAGGAUGUCAAGCUGUUCAUCAAUCAGCCGCGUACAAUUGACUUCGACAUGGCAGAGUCCAUGAGCAGUGUCCAGGAUCUGACUCUGGCGGAAAAGGAGCUGGAGAACGGAAAUCCGGUCAAUCUGCGCUAUGUGAAAUUCCAGAAUGUACAAAACAUACAGAUCUUUGUAAAGAACAACCAGUCCGGCGGGGAUAUUACCCAAAUUGAUUAUAUUGGCUUUAUUGGCUCACCGAUUGUAACCACCAAGAUGACGGACUUUAAACGUGUCUCCGGCAAAAAGGGCGAGAGCCAUCGUUAAACAUAAUUAUUUGCAGCAUUUGUGUUAAUAAUCCCAACUAUUAUUGCUCCCAUGUACUUUCGACUUAAAUUUAAACAAGAAUUAACAGAAAUGCAUUAAUAAUAAUGACAACUAACAACGCAAAUUAAAAAGAAAUUUAUCUGGCAAUCAUUAAAGACUACUCGAC
Drosophila grimshawi is the source of this 1137-nucleotide messenger RNA. It is a transcript of the gene Txl, whose product is annotated as thioredoxin-like protein 1. Lineage: Eukaryota; Metazoa; Arthropoda; Insecta; Diptera; Drosophilidae. The record is from RefSeq and is a predicted model, not a curated record. The transcript is spliced from 3 exons. The coding region runs from base 108 to 971 and encodes 287 amino acids.